Molecule: messenger RNA, 693 nt
Organism: Kazachstania africana CBS 2517
Lineage: Eukaryota; Fungi; Ascomycota; Saccharomycetes; Saccharomycetales; Saccharomycetaceae
Gene: DID4
Product: ESCRT-III subunit protein DID4
Exons: 2
Coding region: 1-693 (230 amino acids)
Biological process (GO): late endosome to vacuole transport; protein transport; endosome transport via multivesicular body sorting pathway
Cellular component (GO): ESCRT III complex; multivesicular body
Source: RefSeq, a predicted model, not a curated record
AUGAGUUUAUUUGAAUGGAUGUUUGGUAAACCACCUACACUACAGGAGAGACUAAGGAAAAAUCAAAGAGCUUUGGAUAAGACCCAGAGAGAGAUUGAAAGGGAGAAAAGGAAAUUAGAGCAGCAGGAAAAGAGACUAUUGACAGAAAUUAAGAAAUCGGUAAAGACGAAUAAGGUGAGUGCUGCAAAGAUACAGUCUAAGGAUUUGAUUAGAACAAGAAAGAAUGUCACAAAAUUCAAUAAUUUACAAACAAAACUGAAUACAAUUUCAUUACGUAUUCAAACUAUAAAGACUAAUGAACAAAUGAAUAAAUCAGUCAUUGAAGCAAAUAAUGUGUUGAGAUUUAUGAAUAAAUCAAUUAACUUACCUCAAUUACAAAAGAUUACUAUGGAUUUUGAAAGACAAAAUGAUUUGAUGAAUCAAAAGCAAGAAUUUAUCAAUGAAUCUAUCGAUGAUGUGAUGGAAGAUGAAGACGAGUUAGAGAAUGAAGAUGAGGAAGCUGAUGAAAUUAUAAAUAAAAUUUUGGACGAAAUUGAUAUUGAUUUAUCCUCAAAAUUAAACACUACUCCAAACCAUGAAUUAGGCUUGGGUAAUGAAAUGAAAGAGUCGAAAAAUUCUGAACAAUUGAUUGCAGAAUCAAAUGAUGACGAUGACCAGUUGCAAGCAAGAUUAAACAGUUUGAAGAAACAGUAA